Messenger RNA from Cornus florida, 2026 nucleotides. Its product is annotated as protein neprosin-like. Bases 503 to 1783 code for a protein of 426 amino acids. NCBI's taxonomy places the organism in Eukaryota, Viridiplantae, Streptophyta, Magnoliopsida, Cornales, Cornaceae. The record is from RefSeq and is a predicted model, not a curated record. The transcript is spliced from 7 exons.
UGGAGAUUGGAGACAUUCCACCAUCCAAACCCCUCUCUCUCUCUCUCUCUCUCACACACACAACUUUUUCUUUCAAAAAUUUAAAACUAGUGCAUGUUUCCAUCACAACCCAUUACUUAUUUCAACCCACAUGGGGUGAAACUCUAGAAAGCACACACAACCCAUUUUUUUGUUCUCUUUUAUUAGCUUAGUUGUAUGUGUCAAGACAUAAACCAAGUGGGCACUUGGAAAGUCUGGGUUUCUGGAGCUUUUGGAAAGUGAGAAAGUGAAUUUGGAUUUUUUUUUUUUUUUUUUUUUUUUUUUUUUUUUCUUAGAAUGGUUAAUCAGUGUAGGAUUUGUUCAAAGGUCUGCUUUCAUGGAAAAAAACUAGGAGUCACUAGUGUUAUUUUGAUCAAAGAAGAAGAGACCACCAAUGUACACAACAAACACAUACAAGUUGUAGUAGAAUAAAAAAAAAACACACACACAACACACAAUACACAAAUCACAAAAUUCCUCAAACAUGGCUUCUAGUUGUUUCAAGAUCUCCCCAAUCAUUCCCACUUUUGUUUGCUUGCUCUUUGUCAUUUCCUCUGUCUGUCCAGUCCUGUCAUCAAAAUCUGGUCAUCACCAUCAUCAUUCCAAUCACACUCACCAUCGAAGCAAAGGGUUCAAGAAGUUGAAGAUCAUUAGAGCUCAUCUCAAGAAGAUCAAUAAGCCUUCUGUCAAGACAAUUCAGAGUCCUGAUGGUGAUCUGAUAGAUUGUGUAGUAUCUCGUCAACAACCAGCUUUUGAUCAUCCUCAAUUAAAAGGGCAAAAACCAAUGGAUCCACCGGAGAGACCAAAAGGGAAUAAACCAAUAAGCACGACAUUGGAAAAUUUGCAGCUGUGGACUAUGUCUAAUGAAUCAUGUCCAGAAGGAACAAUCCCAAUUAGAAGAACAAGUGAUAAAGAUGUUCUAAGAGCUAGUUCCGUUAGAAGAUUCGGAAGAAAACCGCAAAGAUUCGGAAGAAAUCUGCGAAGACCUAUUCGCAGAGACUCUUCCAGCAAUGGCCAUGAGCAUGCAGUUGGGUAUGUAACUGGAAAUCAGUAUUAUGGAGCGAAAGCCGGUAUAAAUGUGUGGGCACCCAGAGUUACUAAUCAAUAUGAAUUCAGCUUAUCACAAAUGUGGGUGAUCUCUGGUUCAUUUGGUGAAGAUCUUAACACCAUUGAAGCUGGUUGGCAGGUUAGCCCAGAGCUGUAUGGGGACUACCGUCCCAGAUUCUUCACUUACUGGACAACUGAUGCAUAUCAAUCGACUGGAUGCUACAAUUUGCUAUGCUCCGGUUUUGUUCAGACUAACAGUAGGAUCGCGGUUGGGGCAGCAAUUUCUCCAAUUUCGUCCUACAAUCGUAGACAGUUCGAUAUCAGCUUAUUGAUAUGGAAGGAUCCAAAGCACGGACAUUGGUGGCUCGAGUUUGGGUCGGGGAUCCUGGUUGGUUAUUGGCCAUCAUUUUUGUUCACACACUUGAGAAGUCAUGCAAGCAUGGUGCAAUUUGGUGGAGAAAUAGUGAACACUAGACCAUCUGGUGUUCACACAACCACCCAAAUGGGCAGUGGACAUUUCGCUGGGGAUGGUUUCAGAAAAGCAUCUUAUUUUCGAAAUCUCCAAGUUGUUGAUUGGGGUAACAAUUUAAUUCCACUCUCAAAUUUCAGGGUAUUAGCAGAUCAUCCAAAUUGUUACAGCAUACAGAGAUGGGCUAAUAGGGUUUGGGGUAAUUAUUUUUAUUAUGGAGGGCCUGGAAGAAAUGCCAGAUGUCCCUAAAGUUUUAAAAAAAAAAGGAGUACAUGGUUGCAAAUUUAAGUUUUUAUUUUCUUUUAUUUUUAUAAAAAAAUUUCGAGUGAUAUGGAUUUUUUUUUUUUUUUGUAUCUUCAGUCACUUUUUGGGUUUGCUUAUUCUUGUAUUUUCAAUUUUUUUUUUUUGUUUUCUUAUAGAUGAUCGAUUAAAUAUACUGCUUUUAAAAGUAGUAUAAAUUUGGGAAAUAAAUACUAAAUAUACCAUUGUUUA